UAAGUUAAUUGUUACUAUGGUAACAAUGAUUCUGUAAGCAUAAAAUUACUUUCCAAAGUAUUCCAAAAUAUGCAUGUAUCUAUGAUGUAAUUAAAAUAAAUAAAAUAUUUAUUUUUAUUUAAUACAAAAAAAAUUAUGCUAGAUUUAGUAUCCAAUAAUGAAGGAGUCCAAAUAGUAAUGGCUUCAUCUAACGAUUCAAGAUUUCCACCUAGGAAUAUUUUGGAUGGGAAAUCGGACACAUUUUGGGCAACAACAGGUCUUUAUCCUCAAUGCUUUGUAAUAGGUCUGUCAGAGCCUGCUGAUGUAAAAAGUAUUUCUAUAAGCUCAUAUAAUGUGAAAGAUCUUAGAAUUGAAAAAUCAAUCAAGGAAGAUCCUAUUGAAUUUGAAGAAGUUUUAGAAACUGUAUUUGAGUCCAGUGAAGGAGCACCUCAGCAGAAAGCACUCUCCACAUCGUUGUGUGAAGCAAGAUUUUUGAAAUUCAUCAUUAAAUCUGGAUAUGAUCAUUUUUGUGCAGUUUACAAAGUUUCAAUGAAUGGGACUGUGCUCUCAUAAAACAUCUUGUGGAGUUUUUU
Parasteatoda tepidariorum (common house spider) is the source of this 572-nucleotide messenger RNA. RefSeq names its product intraflagellar transport protein 25 homolog. Gene Ontology annotation, biological process: intraciliary transport; multicellular organism development. Gene Ontology annotation, cellular component: centrosome; cilium; intraciliary transport particle B. Lineage: Eukaryota; Metazoa; Arthropoda; Arachnida; Araneae; Theridiidae. The record is from RefSeq and is a predicted model, not a curated record.